GGUCUCCGCUCGAUGAGCUGCUGGACGGGGGACUCGCGCGCGCUGGGCGUGCUGCUGGGCUUCCAGCGCGAGAUCCGCGCGUUCGUGUCGUCCGCGGACCAGAGCAGCUUGUCCAGGGCCUCGUGGUGGCUUUAUCACUCCGCUACUGGAGCAGCUGAAGACGUUGGCAGCGCCUCGUGGCCAACGGACGAGCAGCUCAGCGCUCUGGCGCAACGCCUGCACGCUCGACUGGCGAGGGCUGGUGGUGGUGGUGGCAGGAAGAAGACGAAGCUGCGUCUGGCGGUGGCUCAAGUGCGCGUGCUGCUUCGAGACCUGCUGCUCGUGGCGUCCGGCCUGCGAGCGUCGUGUCUGGUGGACUGCUGCGCGCUGACCAAGGAGCUGGCGGAGCUCCUACUGAUCGGGUUACUAGAAGAGCCCCAGUGCCGAUGGACUGCAGCGCAGCGAGUGCGCGCCGUGCUGCUGGACGGGAACGUCUUCUUCGUCAACGUCGACGCCUUCGUGUCCGAGAAGAUGGUCGAGCUGGCGACUGAGCUGCAGCAGCAGCUGUACGUCGACGUGAGCGCCAGUCUCGCGCAGCCCAAGCUCAUCAACAGACACAGCUCCGAGGCCGAAGCUUCAAGGCUGCUGGCGUUCGCUGAAUGGACUGCCACAGCCUGCAGAGAGCUGCUCCGCUCAACCACCGGCCAGGCGCUGGUACUAGAGUGGAGGCGGCCAUCAAGUCUCAACGCGACCGCAUUGGCCGGCAUCCUGCUGUGCUACCCGUGCGUGUACGACGUCCUGGCGGGCAAGGACUCGCACGCCACCGACACCGACGACGGGUGGGGCGAGCAGGAGAACUGCCUCGCCCUGUGUCCGCUCGUGGUGCUGCAGACCGCAGCGCUCGUGUGCAUGUACGUAAUAACGUUCAGCUGCGUGUUCCGCUCCAUCUCGAUCUCUCUCUUUCUCUCUCUUCUGACCAUCGUUGUCGUCUGGCGCAGGCCGCAGCAGCAGCAGCAGCUGGAAAUCGCGCUGCUCGAUUUCUCCGUGCCUCGGCAUCUGCUGGACGCCCGCAGCCGCUUCAACGAGCGGCUCCUCGACAAAGUUGACGCGAUGAACCGUCCGCCGCUGGCGAAGCUGCUGCUCGCGCGCUGCAGCCUGAAGCUGCGCCGCGCGAUUGAACGAAGCGCAUUGCUGUCCGCCGGUGUCCAGCCUCAAGUACGUGGCCACACCCGCUCGCUGCCCCGCGUCGCGCUGUAA
Phytophthora sojae is the source of this 1236-nucleotide messenger RNA. RefSeq lists its product as hypothetical. The record is from RefSeq and is a predicted model, not a curated record. The transcript has a single exon. Lineage: Eukaryota; Oomycota; Peronosporomycetes; Peronosporales; Peronosporaceae. The annotation marks the transcript as partial.